Eptesicus fuscus (big brown bat) is the source of this 2210-nucleotide messenger RNA. RefSeq names its product HDGF like 3 (gene HDGFL3). Lineage: Eukaryota; Metazoa; Chordata; Mammalia; Chiroptera; Vespertilionidae. The transcript is spliced from 6 exons. The coding region runs from base 393 to 1004 and encodes 203 amino acids. Gene Ontology annotation, molecular function: transcription coregulator activity; double-stranded DNA binding. Gene Ontology annotation, cellular component: nucleus. Gene Ontology annotation, biological process: regulation of transcription by RNA polymerase II. The record is from RefSeq and is a predicted model, not a curated record.
CGAGGGACUCGGCGGGCGGCGGGCGGGCGGGCGGACGGGCGGGGCGGGGGCUGAGCGCGCGAGAACAAUCCUCCGAGCGCGGCUGCGGCUGCCGCCCGAGCGGAGGGGGCUCGGGGGAGGCGCGCGAGGCCGGCCCGCCGCGCCCGGAACCGGGAGGGGAACCGAACCGGGAGGGGGACCGGGAGGGAGGCCGGCAGCAGCGGCAUGAGGCAGGCGGCGCGGCGACCGUGAUUUGCGGGCCGCUUCCGCCCGCGCCGUUGCCCUCGUCGGAGCGGCCGCCCGCCCGCCCGCCCGCCCGCCCGCGACCUCGGGGAGCGCAGCGCAGCGCAGCCCGUCGGCCCUCGGCGGCGGGGGGCGGCCCCCAAGGACGUCCGGGAAGGGGAGCGGCCGAGAUGGCGCGCCCGCGGCCCCGCGAGUACAAGGCGGGCGACCUGGUGUUCGCCAAGAUGAAGGGCUACCCUCACUGGCCGGCGCGGAUCGAUGAACUCCCAGAGGGAGCGGUGAAACCUCCAGCAAACAAGUAUCCAAUCUUCUUCUUUGGCACCCAUGAGACUGCAUUUCUUGGCCCAAAGGACCUUUUCCCAUAUAAAGAAUACAAAGACAAGUUUGGAAAGUCCAACAAACGGAAAGGAUUUAAUGAAGGAUUGUGGGAAAUAGAGAAUAACCCCGGAGUCAAGUUCACUGGAUACCAGGCAAUUCAACAACAGAGCUCUUCAGAAACGGAGGGGGAAGGCGGCAACACCGCUGAUGCGAGCAGCGAGGAAGAAGGGGAUCGAGUGGAGGAAGAUGGAAAAGGCAAAAGGAAGAACGAAAAAGCUGGCUCGAAACGGAAAAAGUCCUACACUUCCAAGAAAUCCUCUAAACAGUCCCGGAAGUCCCCGGGGGAUGACGAUGACAAGGACUGCAAAGAAGAGGAAAACAAAAGCAGCUCGGAGGGUGGAGACGCCGGCAACGACACGAGAAACACAGCCUCAGACUUGCAGAAAACGAGCGAAGGGACCUAACCACCGUGUGAACGCUGCCUAUUUAAAGAAACCCCAGAAAGGUUGAGCGCUUGGUUGUCUCAUGUUCUCGGAUUUGCUACGAACCCACGCGAUCCUUGUUGUCAUUGACUGAACCCAGUUUGUAUGUCCUUGAUUCACAUUCCUCUCUGUUUGUGUUUAGAGAAAGGAAAAAAAAAAGACAUUUUAGCCUUUUUUAAAGUUAUCGAUAUAAUUUCUUAUUACUUGGUUGCAUGAAGUUGCCCUUAACCACUGAGGAUUAUCAAGAUUUUUGCACAAACUUAUACAUGUCUAGGAUCCUUUUAUCAAGGCAGCGAUGUUCUGAAGCCUCCUGCCUUACUCCGCCUCCACCACACACUCGGUUCAAUAUAAAUUUGCAUUUUUUUUUUUAAAUGACCACUCAACAGGAUACGUGUCUCCUCUGGGUGACAGGACCCGGGAACCAAUUCCUAGAUACGUAACGCUGGCAUAUGAAGAUGAGAUGCAAAUGGUUCUUCACCCUUGAGGCCAGGUGUAAAGUUGAACCAUGUUGUAAGAUACCGAUUCCGUAUUAGAAAUAGCCCGUUGACAACUUCCUCUUCUCCAGACUCAUGCUGUUAGGCACACACACCCAGUUUCUGUAUGUGAGGUCAGUGCGUCUUUUUGUGUUAACUCCAAAAUAGAGGCAACAUUUUCUUUCCCCCGCUGCCAAGACAAUUCAGGCGAGGCUCCCGAGGAGGGAACUUGACAUUUUAAAGCUGGACAUCAGCAGCAGCCCUAUGGGAAACCAGACGGAGCAUCGACUUUUAAAUACAAACUUUUUAAAGAACUUUUCUUUCAGGACUAGAAUUAGAAUAGUUCCUCUCCAUCCACACGCCAUCGUUCUGUGUCCAUUCUUGUUGCCGUUGUGAUCAUAGAGAGUUUUAUUUAUUUUUAUGCCAGCCUAUAUUGUGAGGACACAUUUAGUCGGUUUGGGUUUCCGCAAUCCUGUUAUGCUUGUCUUUGAAACAUAUUUCACGUACUCGAGGUUUGUAGUUGAAAAGUUUAAUGUAAAAAAAAAAAAAAAAGAAGAAAAAAAAUGUAUUGUUUUUACAGAAUAAAUUUAUUGGAAUGUGUCCCGGGAGUAAGGUUUGAGGUUGUAAACCACUAAGUUGGUGUAACUUGGCUUCAUAAAUGUACUGUGAGGUAUUGAUGUAAUUCACAUAUUAAAGCGAAGUUUGUUGACAGCAA